AAUAUCUAAGGACCUCCAAAUCCCAGGAUGCAUUUGGGCAGGCGCAGAUCCAACCUGCUGGGUCGAGUCCCCUGGAGCUCUUCAUCACCGCUGCCUCACACGUUGCCGUCUCUCGGAACCGUUGGAGGAGAAAUGGCUGCAGCUCUGUCCCGUGCCCUCAAAUUACCCGGGAAGAAGGGCUCGGAGCUCGGGGAGUACGACCCUCUCACCCAAGCAGACAGCGAGGACGAAAGCGAAGAGGAUGACCUCGUGCUCAACUACCCCCGAAAUGGCCUUGGCAGGGACAGCUGCCUCGGCGCGGGCUCCUCACAGCUCCGGGGGGGCAGAUCGGGAAGACUUGUGGGGGCCGAGGAUGAGGCACAGGACGACGAGGAGGAAGACGAAUGGAGAGAACGACUCCCCAGCAAAUCCAGGCAGGACAGAGACGACCUGAAAGGCACGCAGUACUGGAACCACAGGGACUCGGGCAGGGACAGGGCCGGGGAGGACAGAGGAGGGCCUGGGCCAAUGGGGGCUGCCGGAAUAGGGGUUCAUAGUACUGAUGCGGAAGAGAAGAGGGUGAGGAUGAGGCAUGCGGUCCGGAGUGCCUUCUUCCUGGUGCCUCUGGUCUCCGCUGCUAUGCUCGUGCUGCUGUGUGCAUUUCUGAUUCCGUGCCAGAAGGGAACGCUGGAAACGAGGCCGCAGUGGGAGAGGGCCCUGGGAGAUGCAGUAGGCGUCACGCCACCUGCACUGGCGCUGUGGGAUGUUGAUGGGGAUUCAGUGGAGGAUGUAAUCCUGGGUGUAACCGAAUGGUCCAACGACACCCGUCCCAUGCAAGGGAACAAAAUUUACAGUGCGGUGGCCCUGUCUGCGGUCAGCGGGCAGGUGCUGUGGAGGAAAGUCAUGCGGGAGACUGUGAUGUACAUCCAAUCUGGUCUGCAGUACAGCACCCAACAGUCACCUGUGGUGCUCCUCAUCAGCAAGUCCAUCCUCAUGUUAGUCAACAGCACCUCAGGGGAGAACUUGCGACCGGUACUGCUUAAGAACAUUGAAUCCCAGGCGGUGUUACUUCCAGACCUCCAGGGCGACUCAGUGCCAGAUCUGCUAAUAGCAACCCUGCCUGCAGAUGAUGCGGCUUCAGAUCUCUUCCUGACGUUGAUCUCCGGGCUGACGGGGGCAAAGCUUGGACAUCCCGUGCCUUUCAACCUGACUGGGCAGGGAAAACUGAUCGGUCCUUUGCUGCAUGAGACACAACAAGGGGCAUACUACAUCCUCUUUGGACUGGGUAACGUAGAGGCCAUCUCUCUGUGUGAUAUCUACACUCGUGCCACUGGCGAACUACCCAUAACCCUGGCACUUAGAAAGAAGGAUCCAGGGUGGGAGGGACUCAAGAAAACCAAUUCCUCCUCCUUCAUACCCAUUUACAGAGGAUUUGAGCGCGUGGAGUUCCUGCUCCCUCUUGUGGCUGGUUAUGGCAACGACCACAACAGUCUGGACACUGUUUCUAACCUCAACGCCACCAAAAGUGACUGGGUGCUGGUGUAUGGCUCCAGCAAGCUGUCAGUGCUCAGACAGAAGGACAUCCGUAAAGAAUGGACCUUCAACUCAGCUCCCAUUCACAGCCAACCAGCCCCAGGACACUUCAACGAUGAUGCAGUUCUUGAUCUUUUCAUUCAGCAUUCAGCAAACGGCAUCAUGAAGGCUCAGGUUGUUGAUGGGGCCCAUGGGCAUCUUCUCUGGUCAGCAGAGUUCGUGUGUCCUCGUUAUGUUUUGGAACCUUCCGCAAUCACCACCUCCACUGGCCAAUCAGCUUUCCUUUUCUGGGCCAGCGAUCCAAUCAAAGCACAGAAGAAUAUUACCAAGACAACAGUGGCCCCAGGUGUUGCUGCAGCGGAGCCACUCAUCAGAAAACUCUUCCUGCUGCACCCUGCACAUCCCAAAAUCCUGCUGGAGCUCACCAGUACCACGGACACCGCCGUCACCUCCGCAGUGAGUUACCAGGAGCAUCAGAAAGACGCCUCCUACAUCACCGUAUCCUCCCGACCUACGCCCUAUUCAGAGCCCGGCGCUCGGAUAGUCAAGAGCAUGAGCCUCAAAGCUGCCAUCACCAAAGGACAAAUCAUCCGACUAGAGGAAAGCACCAAACAGCCCGGCGGAGCGGUUAAACCUAGCGUGUUUGAAGUCAACAAGUUCUUCAGGGGUUUGUCCUUUAAACGCCAGGUAAGAAAGACCCAAGUGUGAGAUAGUUCAGAUUAUUUGAGUGUUGAUCUCAGUCUGAUUGAUUCCACUCAAUGAUAAAUCUCCUAACUGUGUUUGGUUUAGUGAGGAGCCACCACUGCGUCACAGGAAGCAGUGCAACUAAAAAAGGACUGAGGACGAAAAGGGACAAAAGUCUGUGGAUAGCUCUGCAAUAAGGAGACACUGAGGAGUUAUUUAGAGCUGUAGAUAUACCAAGUAUGAAUUUCAUUUCUGAGAUUUCUUUUCUGUAAAAAGGAUUAUUUGUAGGUAGGUUUUUGUUUGUAUUGUUAUGGUUUAUGUUUGUACAAUGAUAAUGCUUAAUUAAAUUAUUUGACUUUGGGACAUUUCAGUGAAUGUUUACGAUUGUUUGGACUUGAUGAGAAGAGUAACUUCAUUCUGUUGUUUACUAUCGACAGAUAAGCACAAUAAUCCUGAUGAAAGAACAUGUAAUGCAGCACUCAUACCUCUUCCAAGGCCAGUAUGUUUAUGUGGUGCCAUCCUCCAUCCCUCGUAUUUUGUUGUAAUAAAGCCGCUAACGGUCAUCUUUCCGCUCAUCACCAAGUUAGUAGUAUAGGGAGUCUGUAUAUAUUUAACGCCGUGUACAGUAUUUAUUGAAUUGUUUUAACAUUUUGUUUUUUUUCUUCGUUUAAUUUGUUGUUGAAUAUCUUUUCUCAGAAGCUGUUUAUGGCAUUUAAAUGUAAGCUGCAACUUCACAAAUCGCAAAAGAAAAUAUGAAAAUCAAUUCUUACGGCA
Messenger RNA from Etheostoma spectabile (orangethroat darter), 2970 nucleotides. It is a transcript of the gene fam234b, whose product is annotated as family with sequence similarity 234 member B. The transcript is spliced from 12 exons. Lineage: Eukaryota; Metazoa; Chordata; Actinopteri; Perciformes; Percidae. The coding region runs from base 28 to 2220 and encodes 730 amino acids. The record is from RefSeq and is a predicted model, not a curated record.